GCAAUGAUAGACGACACCGAAUUGUGAAAGAUUGGAUUUUGCUUUCAGCCGUGAGCCCUCACUUCAAACAAAUGGCAGGAACUUGAGAUGAGGAAACUGAAAACUUGAAAAAUAAGCCCAAAAAAUGGAGAAUGGAAUUGACGUAAAGAAGUGUGGCAUUAAGUUUGACCCGCCCUGCAUUAUUGUCAGCUAUGAAAAAGAUGGGAAACUUAGACGUCGAUCAAUGCCACUGAGAAAUUUCACAAAAAAUUCCAGCGUUGACAGGGCAGCAGAAGAAUUGUUAACAAAUCCUCGUCACAAGAAAUUUGUCCAUUGUCUUCCAAAAAGCCAAUUAGAACGCCUUAUUACCAUCAUCAGUGAUAAAAUGAAAGGGAUGAGUCUUGAGGCUAGCCUUGCUCGAAAUGCUGAGCUUGAUAAACUUGAUCCAGAAGAAGACUUGAAUAAGGUUGAUCCUGAGACACUUACACGGAAGAAAGCUGUAAUGGAAAAUACAUUUGAGAAAAAUCGCAUUAAACCUGGAGAUGCAGGAUUCGAAUAUGAUAAGGAAGUGAGUUUCGAUGAUGCAGUUGAAUCCUGUGAUUGGGAUGAUAAUUCAGAGGAUGAAAGUUUCUAGGUUGUAGAUUUUCAUAAAGUUACCUAAUCAAUGCCAGUCUUGAUAUUGUUAUGGAGGGCUAUUCAAAUAGCCGUUCGUCCAUUGUCCGUCCAUCCGAAAAAAAAAUUUUGUUAUCACUUUUUCUUGGAAAGUACUGGACAGAUUUUUCUCAGAGAUCAUAUGGGGUUCCCCUCAUUACCCAGUUGUGCCCAUUUCAAUUUGGGACUGAUAAAAAAAAUAAAAUAGCUGACAGGCAGCCUUCUUGGAUUUUUAGGUCACCUGAGACAGAGUUUGUUAUUGCUUUUCUGGACUAGAUUGAUCUGUCUCAGAUAUCGUAGGUAGGUUCUCCUUUGUCCCUAGUUGUGUCUGUUUGAUUUUGGGACUAUUCAUAAAAAGAGUAUUGUUGGAUUUCAACAAUGAAAGUUUGUUAUCAUUAUUUCUUUAGAGGAAUGUUCAAAUUUUACAUGAUUAAGAGCAAAAACAGAUUAGAGAAAAGAAGGGAAAAGAUCCAACUUUUAAAGGACAAAUAAAGAUCAAACAAUGGUGGACGUCAAGAUCCUUCUGGUAUCUCUUGUUUGUGUACAUUUAAAACUAUCUUUUGGUCAAUGCAAAUGUAAACCAGAAUUCUUAACUUACUAUGUUUGUUUGUGAAUUUUAGAUUUUUUUGGACUGCAAUCAUUAAAUGACAACUGUUCAAAUUUCCUGCCAAGCAUGGUUUGUCCAUCAUUUGUCCAUUCUGAAAUAAUUUUUUUGUUAUCUGUAUUUUUUGGGAAGAACUGAAUGGAUCUUUCAUAUAUAUAUAUAUAAAUAGUUCCCUUGGUCCAAAGUUAUUUACCGUAUGUACUCUAUUAACAACAAGAAUCUCACUUAAUAAAAAAAGCACUUGUUAACCUUGUUGGCUUCUGCGACGUUAAGUAUACGAUAUGUGGUUAAUUAAAAACCAUUGUAAGGCAACACAACAUUUAAAUCAUUGUCUUUCAUGGCUUAUCACUUAUCAUGAAUUCAACAUUUAGUAGUUUAUCAUACUUUUUCACCAAAUCUGGUUUUUCAUUGUUUUCAUUAUUUAAUAUAAGGCCCUGAUUCUUGACUCUUAUUACCAGGUAUUCUUCAAUUUACUUGCUGGGCCGUUUAAUCCUAGCCUAAUGACCAGGUUUUCUUCAAUGAUCAAAACUAGCCUUUUGUAAACAUGUUGAAUGUCUUAUUUAAUUAUUUUGUACUUUGAUGAAGUAAAUAUGUAUAUUUAUUUUGUACAAUAUAUCAUUUAUCUUUAAGUAUUUAUAUCAAUAGGAAUAUAAACAGUUAUCAUUUUUAUUUCAUUUAAAAUCAUUGUUUUUCAUAUUCUUUGCAAAUUUAAUCUAUUGUUUAUGUUUUUUAUUUCUGCUAGUGACGUGUGUUUCUAAUCUAUGUAAACUCAGUUGGUAGAGGGUUGGCUAACACAACUUCAGUAACUCAGUUGGUAGAGGGUUGGCUAACACAACUUCAGUAACUCAGUUGGUUUAGGGUUGGCUAACACAGCUUCAGGUAAAGACCCUUAGAAUAUGGUUUACCUCUCCCUACCUGUAGCAGUUUGUGUUUCUCAAGAAUUUGAGAAACAGACCUAUCUGCGUUCUUGGGCAAUAGAUUUUACCUUGAUGGGCCUCCUGUAUGUUGUUCAGUGAGGUAGUCUAUCACUACUACAAGGAGAGUAAUAAACCAGUCAGCAAACUAACAAAUCAUGUUAAUUUUUUUUUUAUUAUUUGUCAUAUUAACCACUUUUCAACUGGAUUCAAGAUGGAGAGUUGAUAAAACGUAAUAAUUAAUUAUUACUUAUUGUACCACAUGGGUAGUGCUAAUGAUUUUAAAGAAUCAGUUGCCAAUUGUGUUGCUUGAAACAGCAACCAGUUUUUUGAAAAUUCAGAGCCAGAGAUAGCCCUGCUUAUGUUCCUGAUCCUGAUGUCAAAUAUCAAUGUUGAGUGUGACUUUCUGCUAAGGUUAUUUACUAGAACUGCACUCCAUCUUUUAAGGCCAGUCUCACAACAAAAUUGAUAUCGACAAAGGGAAAUUAUAUAUUUAUAAAUCAUAAAGAGAAAACAUGAAUAAGAUGUGUUCAAGAUUUAUCAUGUGAAAUAAUCAUUUUAUUAUGCCAAUAGAUGUUCAGAUGUCACAUAUGAAAUCCUGCUUUAGAAAUCAUAGAUUAGUAAGUAACAGACUAUUGGCACAAAAGUCUUCAUUCAGUCAUUUAUGACUACAAGAGAAAAAAAAUAGUCUGAAUGUCCUGCAUUUUUCAAUCUCCAACUACAAUUUUUUUUCUUUAUGUACUGGAAGUUAAUGUUAUCAGGGUGCUGUUUUAGGACAUGCCUGUAAUUUUACAGUUCUUCAAGUUUACAAGUGGGUUGUGAAAUUGUAUCCAGCCAUAUAUAGCCUAGAAGUGCCAAGCACGUUUCAUCUUUUCAUCCAUAGGGAUAUACAAGAUAAUAACACACGUUUAUCUGGUGCUAAACCUGUCACAAACAUCUAGAUCACUUACUCAUCCAUCUGUGUAAAUCUGUCACUAAUGGACUCUUAUGUCACAGUCAAAGAUAGCAAAGAAUUGUUACAGAAAAGCUUGGAUUCUCAAAAUAAAUACUAUCAAAGUUGUGAUGUUUUGUACAGAGUAUACAGCAAGUUGUUUUUGUUCAUUUUGUCUAAAAUGUUGGAUUCAUUAUACAAAAAAUGUUGAAUAUCUAUGGAUUUGUAUACAGACAUGACUGGUAAUAAGUCCACCUAACAACCAAUGCUGUAAAUUCAUUCAUUUUAGUUGGGCUGAGAAUUUGUAUUUUCUAUAAAAAUCUGAAUGUUCUUUGGCACUUGAUUUUGUGGAUAAAUAUCGCUGAGGAAAGCAGUAGUGCUUAUAAUGUCCUAUAAUCAAUGUUAGUAUUGAUUAGUUUAUCGUCUCAUGGACAUUUUACUUUGUUGAGAAAUCACAAAUUCAUCAGAGAAAAAAAAACACCAAGAAAAUUAAUGAUUUUGCAGAACAUUAUGUAUUUCAUUUUCCUGUGAUAAACUCAACCCUAAUGAUGAGAGUUGACAGGAUAAAUAUGUACAAUGGUGAAAAUUAUUUCAUUCAAACAGGAAACACUAAAAAGGUUUAUGCCAUGAAUUUAAGUUUCUGUACACUAACCAAUUUGCUGAUAUAUGAUGUCCAAUUAUGAUUUGAUUUGUAUCAAUAGAUAAAUAAUUUACUCAAAAGAUGUUUUAUACUCGUACUAGAAACAGUAAUAAAAAUAAUUUGACA
Ylistrum balloti is the source of this 3845-nucleotide messenger RNA. Its product is annotated as centrosomal protein of 19 kDa-like. The record is from RefSeq and is a predicted model, not a curated record. Gene Ontology annotation, biological process: trans-Golgi to periciliary membrane compartment transport; microtubule anchoring at centrosome. Gene Ontology annotation, cellular component: centriole; spindle pole; ciliary basal body. Lineage: Eukaryota; Metazoa; Mollusca; Bivalvia; Pectinida; Pectinidae. The coding region runs from base 125 to 613 and encodes 162 amino acids. The transcript is spliced from 2 exons.